Messenger RNA from Nerophis ophidion (straightnose pipefish), 4128 nucleotides. RefSeq lists its product as uncharacterized. The record is from RefSeq and is a predicted model, not a curated record. NCBI's taxonomy places the organism in Eukaryota, Metazoa, Chordata, Actinopteri, Syngnathiformes, Syngnathidae. Gene Ontology annotation, molecular function: calcium ion binding; protein binding. The transcript has 6 exons. Bases 103 to 2808 code for a protein of 901 amino acids.
UGAUUUCAGUUGUUAGUUCCAUGGAUGGACAGACUCUUGAGGGGAUGCAAGCAAGAUCAGACCUGAAGGUUUAACGCCGAGAGGAUCUUUAAGCAUCUCAACAUGGCAUUUUUCUCUGCGAUAUUCAUAUUCGGACUCAGUUUUUUGUUGAACGGGAGUUCCGCUGAAGUGUGCCGGGGACCUCGAUGCCUCACGGACCAGGACUGGAGCACGGUGUGUGUGGGACCUAACUGCCAGGGGACCAGACAGCAGUUCCGCCCCCAACAGGACUCUCGGGUGUACGCCCGGUCCCGAGCCCCUUUGACCUCUUACGCCGACGUCCAACCUCAGCAGGGAGGCUUCGGCGCCAGGCGGACCAACCCGAGGACCGUCACCGCCGAGGUGUUCCAUCCCGGCUGCGCGGGCGGGACCUGCCCGACCACCGUGGCGCACCACGACGCGCCGAACCACGGGGACGCCUCGCGGGACUGCAAAGGGACCGGCUGUAAACCGCACCGAGACAAACCGUGCGUCGGGUGCGGCACGCAAAAGGGGACGGAGGGGAAGACCUCACCCGUUCAUGUUAGAGACCGGGCGGCGCAGUUUAUGGAGGAGAGGUCGGAACGUGGCGCUUGGAUACAGCUGACAUGUGACAUGAAAGCAGGUGCCAAUGAUGUUCCUUCAGAGGACGCUGUCGUCUUGCAGCUGCAGCUGUCCAAGGACCAGGAGAAGAUUGUGGAGGCCCUGAAGGGUCAGCGGGAGGAGGUCAAAGACCUGCACAGACUCGUCAGCGAGCAGCAGGGGGCGCUAGUCCAGCAGCAGAGGGAAAUACUGGAGCAGCAGAAGAAGAUGCACGACUACAUGGAGCAAGUAAAGGUGCAGUACAACGUUCUGUUGGACACCAUCAAGCAGAUGUCCAUGCAGAACCUCCAGGAGGAGCUGGACACUCGUGUGGAGGCUCUGAAUGAGCCGAGUGGACCUCACCAAGCUCAGCAGGCCCUCUCUUUGCACAAAGUGGACAUGGAGGCCAGUGUCAUGGAGGUCAAUAUCAACUCUUUGGUGGGCCGUUCCCUGGCGGCCUGUGCCGGCUGUGGUCCCGACGAGUACUGCGGCUUCGGCGGGGGUCGCCCUCGCUGUGAGAAGUGCACCGUGUGUCCUGCUGGCUUCUUCCUGGUUGCCCAGUGUUCGCUCCACGCAGACAGGAUCUGCCAGGACCGAGAUGAAUGCCUGGAAAUAACGAACCUUUGUGAAGAUGGACUGACGUGUCUGAACACAGCAGGAGGAUUUAGGUGUCAAGGGAUGACCGAGCGAGAUGCCAGGGCCGGCGUGUGUGGACCCGACUACUUCUUUAACUUGGACAUGGACGAGUGUCAGGCCUGCGCCGAGUGUGACGGGGAGGCAGUGACGUCAUCGUGUACUUCUACGGCUGACACCGUCUGCGCUGGACCUUCUGCCGGCGACGGCGUCCUCUCUCUGUCCUGGGCCGGACACGUGAGCCUGCCCGGCGCCAAAGGUCGGUCGAUGAAUCUCGCCUCGCCGGGUGUGCGGCUUCACAUCCAGGGAGCGAACGACGGCGGCCUGGUGUCGGCCGAGGAAGGCCGGCUGCUGCUGAGGAAACACGGUCUGGUCUGGCUGGAGGAGAACCUCUCCGUGAACCACGGCUGCCGCAGCUUCGUGCAAGUGGGCUUGCGUCUGAAUGGCACAGACGGCUCCGAAGGCCGCGACCUUGUCGGCGUCAGGAUUGAGCAGCAGGAAGUGAGAUCACUUCAGGGUGUCAGCAUGAGUGGGGUAGCAGAGGUUGCUCCAGGGCAUAUGAUUUCCACCUCCCUUUGGAGUGCCAACCACCACUGCAACCAAAGUAAUGAAGGUCUACAGCUGUAUGACCCUUCAGCUGCUUCCCUAAGCCUCAUGUGGCUCUCUCACGACACCGGUGCCGUCGCCAUGACGGCACAGGCGGUGCUGUCCGCACACUACCAUACAAUCCAUCGCCCGAUCUUUAGCUCCUCCUCCACUUCGGACCCUUACGUAGUUGGGUUGACCCAUGACGGUCGUGGUAUACGUUUUGCAGAAAGCGGCGCGGUGCGGUUUGUAUUCCAGCAGGCGUUGUACUCCAUGGGUCAGGCAUGCGUGAGUGAAGGCUUCCAGAUGUUGGCGUACCUCAACCACAACGGUACGGGCAUGGAGCUCUGCCGCAGUUUCAAACCAGGUGUCCACUACCGUGACACAUCCAUCUCUCUCUCCGGAGCCACUGCAGUUGGUUCCGGAGACACGCUGGUCUUUGAGAUUCUUUCUCCUGCUCAGUGCAACGUACGUUUCUUUAGUGACGGUACGGGCAUCAGUCUUCUCAGCUUGGUCUGGGUUCCGGCCGCCAUCUCCUCUUCCGUCUACGCCACCGUGGCUCAGACCGGACUUCCUUCAGGAGCUGUAAGAAACAAACCUCUUUUCUUCCGCCAGAGCAGUCCUCCGGUGCGCCAAAUGGGGCUGCCGGGAAAGGGGUCCGCAGAAUCGGCGAGAAAUUUAGUUUUCAGUGAGAGCGGCACUGCCAGUGUAGCUCUAGACCUGAAACUGAUUCACUCAUGCAGCUUGGUCAAAGUGACUCUGCUAAGGCUAAGUGGUCCAGAGGUGGGAGCGCGACCCGUCCCUCUGGCCCAGCAAGUGGGUGGACAUAUGCCUGACGGUAGCCAAUGGGCCAGCGUGACCCUGCGAGCAUCUUUCCAGGUACAAAAUGGCACCACAGUCUUCUUCACCCUGGACUGCGUACGGGGACGAGUCAACCAAGUCAGCCACCGCACGGGAAGUGGACUGUCAGUCCUCUGGGUGGCAGCAUAACAUCGGAACGCCACGCUGCUUGGCCACAAUCAUUACAGCUGAGUUUACAGAACUGACUCAUCAACCCAUUACUCAGAUUUUGGGCAAAGACACUGGGACACAUGGCAACAAGAGCGAAGCAACGUCAAAACGGAAGAUUUUCAACGAUUCCGGGAAGACUUUCGAUAAAAUGUUGACAUUUUGUCCGUUAAUCCAGAAGAACAUUUGUGAGAUUAGAAGUUACUAACACGGUCUGUAAUCAUCUCAAAGGUUUUAAUAAGGUUGAGGUCCGGGCUUUCGAGUUCUUCCACACCAUACUCAAAGUUGGAAUACCUAAACUGACACGUUUAUUCCAAUUGUUUGGAUACCAUAUUUUUCAGGAGUAGACAUAGCAACCAUUCGAUCUUCUCAAGGGACAAUACAUGGAUUACUUUAAAGCAGGGGUAGGGAACCUAUGGCUCUAGAACCAGAUGUGGCUCUUUCGAUGACUCUCGGAUAAAUCUGAGCUGACGUUGCUUAACACGAUAAGUAAUCACAGUGUUAAAAAUAACGUUCAAAAUAUAAAACAUUGUCAUGCGUUUUUUUAAUCCAUCCAUCCGUUUUCUACCGCACCUGUUCAAGAAGUUGCGUUAAUGGUAAGAAGUUAUUUAUUUAUUAUUGGUUAGCGUGGGGCUUGCCGUCCUGGGGGUUCUUCGGACCACCAAGCCUGUUUCAGGGUUACAAUAUUGUUUUAUUUUUCAAUAAGUCUCUCAGUUGCUUUCCAGCAAUUGUCUUUUUUUUCGCGCUCUGGCUCCAGCCCCAGCCCCGUCUUUCCUCCUGGCCGCUGCUUAUAACAGAGCGAUUAUAUAACAAGGCACAGGUGGGCCGUCUACGCACCUGUCGCUGAUUUCGAGGCCGAUCCUGGCAACGCCCUGCUUCGCUGCAGGCCCGCAGGCCACGCCACCCCUCCACAGUUAGCUUCAGAAUAACAAUGUUAUUACAAAGAAUAAGAGACCUUUAGUUUAGUUGUGUUCAGUGUUAAUAAAAAUAUUAUAUGGCUCUUAGGGAAAUACAUUUGAAAAUAUUUGCCUUUCCUGGCUCUCUCAGCCAAAAAGGUUCCCGACCCCUGCUUUAAAGUUGGAUUUCUUUAGUAUUGUUUCUUAGCAAGAUAUAAUCAAAUAUUUCCCAAGUUUGGAAGGCGUAUAGUCCUCACUUUUGUAAGCUACUGUAGACCUUAAUACUGUGUAGUACUGGAUAGGGCUGGGAAGGCUGUGUGAUUUUAGAAUGCAUUGUGGGGCCGAAGUAGCCUUUUUUGUUGUACUGUGGGAGAAAACUGGACUAAAAUGAAUCGAUCCAUCCAUC